Messenger RNA from Trypanosoma grayi, 2151 nucleotides. RefSeq names its product putative pumilio/PUF RNA binding protein 7. The coding region runs from base 1 to 2151 and encodes 716 amino acids. NCBI's taxonomy places the organism in Eukaryota, Euglenozoa, Kinetoplastea, Trypanosomatida, Trypanosomatidae. Gene Ontology annotation, biological process: post-transcriptional regulation of gene expression. Gene Ontology annotation, cellular component: cytoplasm. Gene Ontology annotation, molecular function: mRNA binding. The record is from RefSeq and is a predicted model, not a curated record. The transcript has a single exon.
AUGCCAGGUAUGAGGUUGGACUUUCUGAAGAACACCUCCCAGCGAGCUGCGACGGGUAAAGCGCUGCCGCUCAAGCAGGUGGAGGCGAUAAUCCUGUACGGCAGGCCAGAACAGCGAGCCAAAGUGGUGCAGAAGCUUCUCCCCAACACGUACUCACUGUGCAUGAGUAAGGCAACACACCAUCUCCUCCUCUCACUCCUCGCAAAGUGUGAUAACCUGAUUCGGGUACAGAUGCUUUACCAGAUUCGUCGUAAGAUCUCUGAUCUCAGUUUAUCCCCAGUUGGCAAUAUCAUUGUUCAAGAGAUGUUGGACAAACUUCCCCCUCAGCAAAAGAAAGAAAUUGCGGAGGUAUUUGUUCUUAACACCGAACUUGAUGAGUUCCGACGUCUCUGCGAACACCCAUUUGGUAACCACGUGGCGCAGAAACUGAUGGAGUACCACGCCUCACGCGAAGUGGUGGAAGAACGCUUCGUUCCGCAUCUAAGGUCCCUCUCGGUGCACCCAUACGGACAACGAGUGGUUGCCAAGUACAUGGAAUGUGAAGAAAAUGGCUGGAGUCUUGUUGCAAAGGCGAUUUUUGGUACCGACAUUGGCGAAAUUGAAGAGGAUAAUGUUUAUUUACUCUUCAAACCCGUCGAUGAAAACAUGACAGUCUCUGCAUUGAUGCGGCACCCCUUGGUACCGGGGUCUGUGAAGGAUGCUCUGUGCGCACAUCUGUGCGAGUACGCGAGCGAAUAUUUGGACCCGAAGCAAGCCCCGGUACCAACAGCUGGGGAGGCGGAGGAAGAAGAAUUCGUUUUGCCUGACUUUGGGAAUGCACCACCGAAAAGAAGUGGCACUGGCGGGGAGAGCGAACUGCCGCGACAUCAUCAUGCCUACGUGACGCUGUUUGAGAAGGGUGACCUCGCUCAACAGAAGUUGCUCUGGGAAUCCCUGCUGUCCGCCCCUGAUCUUAUUGAGCACCUGGUGUCCCACAAGGCAACUGUAGCUGUGGCUGUUGCCGCACUGAAGACGCUCCCUGAAUCCCACGGGCGGGUGUGGGCCGCGAUGACUAAAGCGGAUGGUGCGACGCUUGACAUUGUUGACGUUGCGCAGCAUCCAGCACGCACGAUGAUUCUUCGGGCCAUGAUUGAAGUUCGCUCUGAGUUCAUUACGGAGUCGCACCGGCUGCGAUUGGCGGAGGUGGCUCUCGCGCUUUCGCAGAACCCCGUCUCAUCGCCAGUGCUGCAAAAACUGUUGGAGUGCUUUCCAGAGGACGAGUCCACCGGUCAGGCCAUCUUUAAGAAUAUCAAAGGUGACCUCCAGGAGCUUGUCACCCACAAUGCCGCGUCAUACCUGAUUGGGGCGAUGCUACAACAUGGCAGUGGCGGCGCACUGCGAGAACAGCUGGUGAAUGCCCUAUUGGACUCCUUCACUGAUAUGCACCAAAUGCUCUCCUUUGCACAGGGGUCUCGCGUGAUGCAGAAACUCGUCGCAUACGCCUCAGAUGAGGCUGUGGUGAGGGUGAUUGAGACUCUUAUUGCCGAGGCGGAACAAGAACGGGACGAUGUUGACGGUGAUGAGGCUGAUGCAGCAGAGGAUGAAGGGGACGAAGAGGAACAGAAUAAUGAGGAAGAGGAAGAAGCGAAUGGUGAAGACGAGGAAAAUGAAAAGGAGGGGCAAAAGAAGUUGUCACGGCGUGAGGUGCGCGAGAUGAACCGCAAGAAACAUUAUGAGGUUACCUCCCAUGCUAUUGUCUCUUACGCGCUCCACAGCCAGGCCUGCUACGUCAUUCAGGCUCUUCUCCGUGAGUGUCGUAGCCGUCAGCUGGACCAACAGCGCAAGCGCUUGAUGAACGAACUGAAACCCUUUGUGUUCGAACUGGCCAUCUCGCCCUGGGCCGGUCGCAUUGUGCUGGAUACGAUGAUGCAGUGCGGCAGUGCACAGCUUCGUGAGGCGAUGAAAAAUGUUGCCUUUUUGAAGGCCGAGGCGUGGCUCUCGGAUGUGUCUGAGAAGGACAAGAAGCGCGGCGGUGGACUCGAUCCCACGUUGCGGCAGACAUUGCGCCGCAACCGCGAGGAGACGGAGGGGGAGUCACACGAAGGCAACAGCAGUAAUAACAACAGCACGAAACGCCCGCCCAAGAAGCUGUACCGCACACUCAAAAAGUGA